This is a messenger RNA of Theileria orientalis strain Shintoku, 1560 nucleotides long. RefSeq lists its product as uncharacterized. The transcript has 5 exons. The coding region runs from base 1 to 1560 and encodes 519 amino acids. NCBI's taxonomy places the organism in Eukaryota, Apicomplexa, Aconoidasida, Piroplasmida, Theileriidae. Gene Ontology annotation, molecular function: catalytic activity. The record is from RefSeq and is a predicted model, not a curated record.
AUGAUAAAGUGUAACGGGAUUGUAAAAUACCCGGAAAUAAAAAAAGAAUAUAGUAAAUCGCAAAUACAAAAAUACGUGAAGGAGUUUUUAAACCAUAGUAAUAAGUAUGAAGGAAAAGCAACGCACGAAGCAUGGAGAGAAACGAGCGGCUGGAAAUACAUAGUCAAAUGCCUAGAGUCAGUACAAAAUGGAGGAAAGGAGAAAGUGGACGAGAAGGAAUUGAAUAAGUACGAAGCAUACUGCUAUGUGUUGAAUAAAUAUGAAAUAUUUGAACAAGUAGUAAGAAUAGUGGAAAGAGUGAGAAGAGGAGAAGGAGAAAAAAUGAAGUUGUUCGGACUGCCAGUGGCACUGAAAGAUAAUUUGACGUUGAAGGAAGUACCAUUUUCAAACGGAGUGACAAAAGGACCAUAUAAGUCGUCGUACACAGCAACGUCAGUGAAGGGACUGCUGGAACAGGGAAUAAUAGUAGUAGGAAAGACAAAAUUAAACGGAUUCGGAGUGGGAUCGAACACGACGGAAGUUAUAAACCCGCUGGGAGAAGAGUACAUAGUGGGAGGGUCCUCAGGAGGCUCGGCAGUGGCAGUCUCAGGAAACGCAGUGACCUGCGCAGUGGGAACGGACACGGGAGGCUCAGUGAGGUGCCCAGCAGCCUUCGCAUCAGCAGUGGGCUACAGGCCGUCCUACGGAGUUAUAAGCAGGUACGGAAUGAGUGAGCUGUGCGGAUCCUUCGACACAGUAGGAUACAUAACGAACAACGUGGAACAGGCGCUGAUAAUGGCGGCCGCGACAAUAGGACACGAUAGAAAGGACAUGAACAGUAGGCCGGAAGCAGACGAGUUGAAGAGGAAGGUGGGAGAACUGGUAGAAAGAACAAGCACGUCGAAAAGAAUUAUGAAUGGAUGGAAGUCGCUGGAAAAACUUAAGAUAGGAAUGUUCGACGCAGAAGAAAUAUAUAAACUGGGAUACAUAGACGAAGAAAAUAAGAAAAACAUGGAAAACGUGGAAAAAAUAACAAAAAAAUUGGGAGCGGAGGUAGUGAAGGUGGAGGCACUGAAGCUGAGAGAGUGCACAGCACUCUACUACCUGAAAACUGCGAAAAACGUGGCGACGAACAUAAGAAGGUUCAAAAACCACCCGUAUCAGAAGAAGCACCAGGAGCUGGAGGAGUUCCUGCUUAACCUGGACCCGAGAAUAACAGAAAGGUUCCUGCUGGGAGAGUACGUGAAGGAAGUGAGCUACGAAGUGGAAAAGCUGUUCGAAGAUAAGAAGAGGGAGCUGGUGAAGUGGGUGGAGAAGAACAAAAUGUUCAAGGAGGUGGAGUUCCUGAUAACGCCGACGACGUCGGAAGUGCUGCCGCUCAAAAACGAAGACUACCAGUCAAAGAACAUGUACAUGCUGGACAUAUUCGAAACAGUGGCGCCGAUACUGGGAGUGUGCUCAAUGUCGUUGCCCCUGAGGAACGGAACAAGACCAAACGCGUUCCAAAUAACAGGAGGAUACCUCCAGGACCACAAACUGUUCGAAAUCUCAAGAAUAUACGAAGAUAACAUGAACAAAUAA